CAUGGGCUGAGAGAAAAUGCGGCUCCUCUUUCCAACGAGACACCGGCAGCCCGACACUGGUUGCGCAAAGCACACGCACGUUGUUGUUUUUCCUGGCGAACGUCGGAAUGCGCUGUCAAGCCGAGUUCUGAUAGCUCCCAUGAAGUGAAGGGCCCCGCUCCCCUUUUCCUCUCCUCAGCGCUCUUCUGGAGGUGCUUUGGCAAUUAUCAACAGAUGGAAGGGCAGAGAAAAAGAAAAGAGAGAGAGAGAGAGAGAGGGAGGCGGGGAAGGAGGCGAGAAGGAGGUCUUUAUUACGGCGCCACACAAUACGCGAGCCCCAGGGGAGGUUUUCUCAGUCGGGCUCCGGAGGGGAAAGGGAGGCGAGGCGAGUCGCCCGGGACGCCGGCGCGGCUUAGAAGCAAACUUCGACGAGGAAUCCUUGGAAAGAGGCGGGCGGACCCGGGCAAGAAAUUCCCCCGCGCUCCGCUUUGUCGAGCGGGCGUCGUUGUUCGAGGACGGAAGGGGCUGCCUCUGAUUUCCCUUAGUGAGGGAGCCCAGCUGAGGGGACCCGGGCAAAGUAGUUUUUGGACGGGGCACCCAGCCGCUUCCAACUUUCCGGCAUGGGCUCUCCCCGGUGGAAGAGGCUCUGCCUUCUGUUCCUCAUCGGCUUGACGUUCUCCAUCAUCUUCUAUGGGCACUACUACGCGACGGAUUCGGCCCCCAGCCCCAGGACUGAGUCCAGACUGCUGCAAGAGGAGACACUGGAACUGACCCAAGCAGAAAUAUUCCGAGAUGUCAGGAAGAACAACUUGCCCAUGAAAAUCAUUAGGAAGUGGGGGAAUGCAACACAAGAACCAUCAAAAAGAGGUGACUCUAAUCCCCUCAAAGAGAAGUCCAGUUUGUGCCCAGAGUCAUUGAAGACCAAAGUGAAGAUUGACCCCACACUUGGGAAGCAGUUUGAUUUUAAUGUCCCCACGUUGAUAUGGAAGCAGCUCUUCACCCUGGAGACUUGGAACAGACUGAAGGAGCGCAGCGUCCCGUAUGGCUGGCGUGGAUUGCCGUAUGAAGUUAUCGCAUCUGCCGUGCAACUCCUCAAUGACUCCGUCAGCAGUAGACUGGUCAGCAAAAUUGGAUCUCCUGGUGGUUGCGUCCGUUGUGCUGUGGUUGGGAACGGAGGCAUUCUGAAUGGAUCCCACCAAGGCAAGGAGAUAGAUGCUCAUGACUUUGUCUUCAGACUAAAUGGGGCAAUCACCAAAGGGUUUGAGAACGAUGUUGGGACGAAAACCUCCUUCUAUGGUUUUACAGUAAACACCAUGAAGAAUUCCCUUGUUGCAUAUGCAGAAUAUGGCUUCACCCAAACGCCACAGGCCAAGGACAUACAGUACAUUUUCAUUCCUUCGGAUAUACGGGAUUACCUCAUGCUCAAAUCUGCCAUCCUGGGUGUGCCUGUUCCAGAAGGCUAUGACAAGAGUGACAAUCCACAGAAAUACUUUGGACCUGAGGCAUUUGCAGGAAAGUUCAAGUUGCUUCACCCAGAAUUUGUGCAUUAUCUAAAAGAAAGGUUUCUCAAAUCAGAAAUAAUAAACACUGAGUUUGGGAAUCUUUAUAUGCCCAGCACUGGAGCACUUAUGCUCUUAACAGCUCUGCAUACCUGCGAUCAGGUGAGUGCCUACGGAUUCAUCACGGACAAUUACAAGAUGUUUUCAGAUCACUACUAUGAGCGUGAGAAAAAGCCCUUGGUGUUCUAUGCCAACCAUGAUAUGUUGCUGGAGGCUGACCUAUGGAAGAGGCUGCAUCAAGGUGGCAUCAUGAAAUUGUAUCAGCGGUGAAGCCAGAGCACGCUGUGGACAAGGAAGGGAGGGGGAGCUCCCUGAGAUUUUAUCUGUGUGGAGGCUUUGCUGAGACACCAGAGAGCUUCCUUUGCCUUUAUGUGGAUCAGUGACGAAAGGGAUAAGUGAUAGUUUCUGAGUGUACAAGAGGAGGUACGAGUUCAGCAGCCUGUUAACCUUGUGGAAACUGUUCCUUAGCAUUUGAUCAAAAGCAAUAAGUAAUACAAAUCCAUGCUAGACUAAAGACCUAUCCUCCACUAUCAUCUAGUGUAGUCCAGAGGUACAAUGGCACAUUUACUAUACUGCUGAAGUGCAAACUGCAAGAAGCUAGUAUUGCCGAGCCCCCCACCCAAAAAAAGAGGAUACAACCAUUUGUAAGUAUUUUUCAGUGAUGCCUUUAUUAGGUAUUCCCUUGCUGUUUUCUUUAGACAGAGGAUGAAUGAUCUUUUUAGGGAAUAAGCUCAGCUUGAUAUGACAUUCUUUUUCAUUAAUCAAAUCUCGUACUGUAAAGUGAUUUUCAGCAAUAUGUAUGAUCAACUGGAGCAAAGGGGCUGGAGCAAACUUUAUUCACCAUGACUGCUGUGCUGCACUUACAAUGGUGGAUAUAGAAAUUUGCUUGUAAGUUGCACUACCAUUCCAUAUGUCAAAGCUUGCAGCGCUCAGAACAGCUUUCCUACUCAACAUAGUUCUACGAUGCAGAUCCCACAAGUAUUACCAUGAAGCAAGAAGUUCAGAAGUGAAAACAAAUAGUGGGGCACUUUGAAAAGCAAUAAUUGUACCUGCCAAGAUUUGUAGAUCUUCCGUUACCUUUUUUAAAACGGGUGGGCAACUUGCUUUGCUGGAAGAACCACAAUGGCAGCAAAACAAAACAUACCCCCCCCCUUUUAAAAAAUAAGGUCAGUGCUUCCUACAUGUUUGGAAUGAGUUUCCAGCAGUGUGGUUUCACUUUUACACAGAGUACGCAAACAGUUCACACUUUGUUUUAAAGGAAGGGUGAACAACAUGUCUAACACUCCAGUGCCCCUAUUGAUUUUUUUUUUAAUGAAUUGGUUCAAAAACUUCCUUUUUGCGCUUAUUAGGGCCUGUGGGGGACAAUUCUGCAGUGUUUUGAGAGCUCUCCUGCAGGUGGGGGCCUCUCUACAGAGCCACAAUUCUUUUUGAAAAUACUGUUGGCCACUAGAAGGAAACGUCUUCAUUCACCACCACCCUCCUUGUUUGGGAGAGUCAUGAGAGCAAGUGUAAUCGACCCUCUAAGGUUCAGGGAAGGGCAUGGGCGGCCCCUAAGGUUCUCUCUACGUUGUCUAGUGCUUGAAAGAAAUCAGUGCUUUUUUCACUGCAGCCACCACCACAGCAGCAAAUUCAAUAGCAACCGGGACACAGUCAACCCCUCCUCUAAAUGCAGGAGGGGGAGUACAUAUUGCCUUCUUAUUUUAAAGGCAGUGAUAUCCUAGCAGUGGCAUGGCUGCCUAAUAACCACCAUUAUGUGAGUAACAGGCACAUCCUUAUCCUACUGUCAUCCAUUUUAUGAGACUCUUUGUCCUCCAUGGCAGUCUCUUCCAUUUGCCACAUUACUGCUUAACAUCUACGAUAGCCACAUCUGUCUAGAUAGUGAGCAAUGGUCUCCUUUGCUUAUUUGCUUAUUAAUCCCCCCUCCCCAAGAUCAACAAUGCUUCCUCUAAGCCAGCGAUGGCGAACCUAUGGCACGCAUGCCACAUCUGGCACGCAGAGCCCUCUGUGUACACAUGAGCCAUAAGUCG
This is a messenger RNA of Pogona vitticeps (central bearded dragon), 3565 nucleotides long. RefSeq names its product ST6 N-acetylgalactosaminide alpha-2,6-sialyltransferase 2 (gene ST6GALNAC2). NCBI's taxonomy places the organism in Eukaryota, Metazoa, Chordata, Lepidosauria, Squamata, Agamidae. The record is from RefSeq and is a predicted model, not a curated record. Gene Ontology annotation, biological process: protein O-linked glycosylation. Gene Ontology annotation, molecular function: alpha-N-acetylgalactosaminide alpha-2,6-sialyltransferase activity.